This is a messenger RNA of Serinus canaria (Common canary), 2393 nucleotides long. It is a transcript of the gene NKAIN2, whose product is annotated as sodium/potassium transporting ATPase interacting 2. The transcript has 7 exons. The record is from RefSeq and is a predicted model, not a curated record. The coding region runs from base 55 to 681 and encodes 208 amino acids. Lineage: Eukaryota; Metazoa; Chordata; Aves; Passeriformes; Fringillidae. Gene Ontology annotation, biological process: regulation of sodium ion transport.
UCCCGCCGCCUGAGUGGGCGCGGCGCGGGACGGCGGCGCGGGGUGCCGGGAGCCAUGGGCUAUUGCAGCGGCCGGUGCACGCUGGUGGCCGUGUGCGGCGCGCAGCUGGUUUCUGUGCUCGAGAGGCAGAUAUUUGACUUCCUUGGUUAUCAGUGGGCACCCAUCCUCGCAAAUUUUAUACACAUUAUUAUAGUCAUACUUGGCUUAUUUGGAACCAUCCAGUAUAGACCUCGUUACAUAACAGGAUAUGCUGUCUGGCUGGUCCUUUGGGUUACAUGGAAUGUGUUUGUUAUCUGCUUCUAUUUGGAGGCUGGAGACCUUUCAAAGGAAACAGAUCUCAUUCUGACCUUUAACAUCUCAAUGCACCGUUCCUGGUGGAUGGAGAAUGGGCCAGGCUGCACCGUGACCUCAGUAACCCCAGCACCAGACUGGGCACCAGAGGAUCAUCGUUAUAUCACUGUCUCGGGGUGUUUCCUUGAGUACCAGUACAUAGAAGUGGCUCACAGCUCUCUUCAGAUCUUCCUUGCACUGGCAGGCUUCAUCUAUGCCUGUUAUGUUGUGAAGUGUAUUACUGAAGAAGAGGACAGCUUUGAUUUCAUAGGUGGAUUUGACUCUUACGGCUAUCAAGGUCCACAGAAGACAUCUCAUUUACAGCUUCAGCCCAUGUAUAUGUCAAAGUAAACAUGGGUACUACUCAAGGUGGGCUAGAGGACCUGUUCAAAAAUCUCUUUCAGGAUGGCCUCCUGGUUCUUCAAAGAGAAAAGAAAUCCAAUUUUUGUGCUAAAAAUGAUGUAUAAAAGCUGAUUGAACAGUGAGACAGAAAACAACAGAGACCUGCAGCCUCUCUUUCUAACAGGUACUAAAGGAGAUGCUCCAGACUCCCUCCUUGAACCUCCUGCCUCUCAGCACCAGAGGGACACAGCAGAGGCAUCGGUGCCACCUUUUGUCCCUUUUUUCCCCUGGCCACCGCCAGCACGGCCCGUCUGGAUUAAGACAUGAACCCAGCCCACUCAGUGCUGUGGGAGCCUCCUCCACACUCCGGGCUGAGUCUCCUCAGUCAACACAACACUGAAAUACCAGGAUGACCUUGCAGCAGAAGUCAAUAGACAGCGCAUUGUUUGCCCUGAAGGCUGUACAGUUCAUACUUGCCUUAACCCAACUGCGUUGCACAUUAGAGAAACUACGUGCAAGCUUUCUGAAGUUAACAUGCUGCUGUUAAUUCUGAACGAUUUCUAAGUCAGUGGUUUUCUUCUGUUUGGUUUUGCUUUGUUUUCAUGUCAGGGAAUAAGGCUCUGUUGCUCUAUGGCUCCAGAGCAACCAAGUAGAAAACUGCCAGCUGUCUGAUAAGUGCUUUACUUUUGGGGCUCCACAGUGGUCAAGAAAUAGUUUAUAAUGAUUAAAAACAAAAAUAAACAAAGAAAUAACUGAGACCUUUUGGGGGUCAGGAUGGGGAAAGGGGUAACAGAAACUAAUAAUUGAACCUACUGGAAAUAAGCAGCAGAAACAGUGCUUCUUAAUCCCGCUGGUUUUAUUUAUCGCACUGUAGGUGCUUUUAUAGCUAUCUCUAAACAUCUUUUACUAACGACGGAGACAUCUGCAGAUUUCUAUGAACAAAGGCCAACUGAAUAUGUACUAGCUAUGUUUACUCUUUUAUAUCUGAUUUCAACUAAAAAUUCUCUGUAAGUGAGCUUUUUUUUUCCUAAUUGCACCAUAAGGGAUCCACAUAUUUUAUUUCUCAAUUUUGGUUGGAGAGGGCAGGGAGGGACUAGUUGAGUUGAAGAAAUACUGAAGACCUUUUUGUGGUAUAUUUGGGGGAUCUGUUGUGUGUUAGAAUGUGUAUUUUAUCUUCCUGUAUUAUUGUGGCUGAAAAAAAACCCCUCUGUGCUGUUACGUAGUUGGCAACAAGAUGCCUUUGGGAAUUUUGCUAGUAGGUCAAUGUGUAUAUGAAAUACUCUGAACUCCUAGGAACAUAUGUUUUAUUCUACAUCUGAUCUGUAUUUUCAAGAACGUAGAUGGCUUUCACUAGGAAAACCCAAUAUUUUGCUCAGGUUUUUCGGAAACUUGGAUUGUCAUUGUUUCUUUGCUCAGACCUUGCGUAGACAAACGCACGCACCUACCACACCUGAGGUGACCACGUAGCUUUUGAGGGCAAGAGGGAAGGUCAGCUCUUGGAAAUGCUCAAGGCACCCCUGAGCAAGUCCCCUUUCCCUGCUGGCCAAACCCUUGUUCCAGAGGCCUGUGAGCUCACACCACUCACCCAUCCCUGUACAAGCCAGUGCCCUUUGCUGUGUCUGCAUGGAUGUACAGUGUCACAAGCAGCAACUCUGGACAACGACAGAGGAACAGGCAUUCACCAGUGAAAACAAGAUACGGGACACAUUCAGGAGCUAUAC